Messenger RNA from Acanthoscelides obtectus, 282 nucleotides. The record is from the annotation of a GenBank genome assembly. Lineage: Eukaryota; Metazoa; Arthropoda; Insecta; Coleoptera; Chrysomelidae.
AUGGAAGAACUUCGUUUUAACUCCGAUAAUGGCAGCGCAAUAUCAGCCUUCUACAAUUUGCCGAGAUUGUAUCCGGACGAUAGUAUCGCAGACAGCAACUACGAACCUACUGAUGAUGAAUCAUCUGGUAGUUCCGAUACAAACUCUACUGCCUCCCCCAUACUUGCGCAAACCGCAGACACCAAUGACGAUGAGUUAUCCGUUACUUCUGGGACAAAUUCUCCAUUACAAGGAAGUAGUGCUGCCUCCGCGCCUAGGUAUGCCAAAAACAGACACAGAUGA